Messenger RNA from Necator americanus (New World hookworm), 798 nucleotides. RefSeq lists its product as uncharacterized. Gene Ontology annotation, molecular function: protein binding. The transcript is spliced from 5 exons. Lineage: Eukaryota; Metazoa; Nematoda; Chromadorea; Rhabditida; Ancylostomatidae. Bases 1 to 798 code for a protein of 265 amino acids. The record is from RefSeq and is a predicted model, not a curated record.
AUGGGUAAUGAAUCUUCGAAAGCACCUAAAGCGUCAUCAGGAAAAGGACGAGUGGCUACAUCAUUAGGUAUUGGAUCAGGGCCGUCACAGAGUACCGUCCAGCGACACAUCGACAAUGCAAGGAAAAGUCGGAUUUUGCAGUUGAAAGCAUGUGGCUUGAAGUCCAUGCCGUCAGCUUUGAAUGAGCUUUACGAAGUCAUCCGAAAUCUGGAAUUGAGCCAGAAUAAAAUAAAGGAACUGCCUCCUGAUAUAGGAUAUUUUACCGUCCUGAAACAGUUGCACCUUUCCGAAAACGCUCUCACUCAACUUCCGGAUGAAAUUGGUUCACUGAAAAAUCUGGAAAUACUCAACCUUCAGUCGAACAAGUUAUCAUCGUUGCCUGAUACUAUAGUAGGAUGCACAUCAUUGAAGACGCUCAACCUUUCUGCAAAUAACUUCAUACAAUUUCCCGUGCCUGUUUGUCACCUAAUGUCGUUGGAAACGCUAAACCUAUCUCAGAAUGCAAUAACCGAACUACCUGAUGAGGUGAGCUCAUUGAACGCAUCAGAAAUGAACCUGAACCAGAACCGUCUCAACUUCCUCAAUGCGGACGCCCUCGCGAAAUGUCCACACUUGAAAAUUCUCAGGCUGGAGGAGAAUUGCCUAGCCAAGACGGAAUUCACGCCUAAUUUACUUAUUCAUUCUACUGUAAGCAUAAUAAAUUACUCCGGGAAUAUAUUCCAAGAUCGGGAGUUUCAAAGCCUACCAGGUUAUGAAGAAUACCAAGAACGCUUUACUGCAACGAGAAGAAAAAUGUAA